Drosophila suzukii is the source of this 2299-nucleotide messenger RNA. It is a transcript of the gene Socs36E, whose product is annotated as Suppressor of cytokine signaling at 36E. The record is from RefSeq and is a predicted model, not a curated record. Gene Ontology annotation, biological process: intracellular signal transduction; phosphatidylinositol phosphate biosynthetic process. Gene Ontology annotation, cellular component: phosphatidylinositol 3-kinase complex. Lineage: Eukaryota; Metazoa; Arthropoda; Insecta; Diptera; Drosophilidae. Gene Ontology annotation, molecular function: 1-phosphatidylinositol-3-kinase regulator activity.
AACGGAACGAAGCGGACGCAGGGCGAAAGAUACAGAUACUUUUCGGGGAAGAGAUACUUCUUCGUAUUCGUGCGUGUUUCGUUUUCGUUUCGUCGAGAGAAAUUGCACAAAUUGACGGAAUUGCACACCAUCGAGCGGAAAAUCGGUUCAGUGCUUUCGCAGAUCGAAAAGUGCAAUUAGUGUGUGCGAAUUUGUGUGUGUGUGUGAGUGUCACCUCAAAGAGAGAUAACGUCAAAAAGUAAAGAAAAAAAAAACCUGUGAAAGCAAAACUAAAAUAUGCUUAAACUACGGUUUAACCAAGUUGCCAACUAGCCAAAAGUAACCAGCACACCGAAAAUAGCCAACAAAUCAAAAGAGAGAAAGCAACCGGUAAAACCCACCCAAAAAACCUAUAGACCUUCCAAUGGGCCAUUAUCUCAGCAAGCCCUCUGUACGCGCCAAUAGCCAGGAUAAGAGCGAUCUGCCCGUGAGUUCGAGCCCCAGGGAAUCCGCAGCACUAGUGGAGACAAUUGGUCUGGACGAGGAGGAGCUGGAAGAGAUCUACACGGAGGCCACGUCCGUCACAUCGCCGGCGGAAGUGCGUCAGAUCAUAAUUAAAAUCCAGUUGGCCAAAAUGGAGAACGGCAAUGCAGCAGGUCAGGUGGCACCUGGUCACCUGGAUGAGGACGUGGUGCAGGUGGAAGGGGCCACAGACGCCUCGGUGUCUGCGGACACGCUAAAUGCAAAUGGGCAGAUUGUAAAUGUGACGCUGGAGGGCGGCAAUGGGGAAGUGGGCGUGGUGACGAAUCGAACUGCUGGCAGUUCGACGGAAGCGCCAAAAAACGAAAGACAGCCCGUGAAUAAUAACAAUUUAGCGGGAAGCGUCGGCGCUGCGAUAAGUUCGUUACAAUUGCACGACGGCAACAGCAACAGCAGUCCCAGCAGCAACAUCAGGCCCAUCAGCAACACCAACUACCCUGUGAAAAAUGACGACGACGACGACGACGACGAUUUCGAUGAGUCGCUGCUGCGUCGGCGUCGCAGCAACAGCAACAGCAACAUCCACCAAAACCACGAGGCCGAAGUCGUCGAGUAUUGCGAAGUGCUCGAGUCGCUGCCAGUCAGCAAUAUGUUGUCGGCGGGAACGCAACACACUAGCAAGCCAGUUUCCAGAAGCAAUAAUAGCAACAGUUGCUGCCGAAGUCGCAGCAGUAAGACAUUAUCCAUGGGCGCGGCAACAUCCUCAUCAUCCUCAUCCGCCGGAUCCGCAUCCGGAUCCUCGAAGCGGAGAUGCUGCAAGUGCAAGUGCCGCGAUGCCUUCCGAGGACUGAGGGACAUGCUGCCGAGCAGCAAUUCAGUGAGCAAUAAGAAGGACUCCGGGGCGGUGGCGACGGUUCCGCGGAAAUCCCGGACGGCGGAUCGCCGCUCCACCCCGCCCACUUUGGGUUCAUCGAGUGGGACUUCCCAGCAUCGGAUGCAGGGUCAAAGGAAGCGGAAUUCCGUGGCGGUUUCUGAUGCGAGCCAUCACCAUCACCAGGUGAUCAUUCGGAUAACAUCGCCUCGCUUUGUGGUCGAGUCGCCCAAUGGCAACCGGGUCACUGUGGUCACCGAGUCCGCCGCCCCCCAACCGCCUCAGACUCCGCCCCAGCCACGCCCACCGACGUCGGCGCCCGCCCCCGGAAUACCAGGCGUAUUGGGCAAUCCCGCACUCGGAGGUCGCAACAUGACCGUGCACUCGCAAAUCGAUUUCAUGCACUGCCUGGUUCCCGAUCUGGAGAAGAUCACGAAUAGCAGCUUCUACUGGGGCAAGAUGGAUCGCUAUGAGGCGGAGCACCUGCUCGAGGGCAAGCCCGAGGGCACCUUCCUGCUCCGUGACUCCGCCCAGGAGGAGUUCCUCUUCUCGGUCACAUUCCGCAAAUACGGCAGAUCACUGCACGCCCGCAUCGAGCAGAGCGGCCACAAGUUCAGCUUCGACUGCCAUGAUCCGUGUGUGUUCACGGCGCCCACGGUGACCGGAUUGCUGGAGCACUACAAGGACCCCGCCUGCGUGAUGUUCUUCGAGCCCUGCCUGACGAUGCCCCUCCACCGGAGACAGACCUUCUCCCUGCAGCAGUUGUCCCGGGCCACCAUCGUCACCAACACCAGCUACGAUGGGAUUAACCAGCUGGAACUGCCCGGCCGGCUGAAGAGCUACCUCAAGGAGUACCACUACAAGCAGAAGCUGCGCGUCAAGCCCAUCGAUCAGAACACACCGGUGCCGUACUACGGCGAUGUAUAGCGGGAGGAGCAGCAGGUGGGCUUCACCUACUACGAGGAUGUG